AUGUCACAACAAUCACAUACUGAUGCAGCAUUGAAGAGAUUCGAGAUUGAGAACAACAUACAGUCAGUGGAUCGUGACUCUAUAUUCAAAUAUGAUCAGACACAAUAUAAUGAUUUCCUCAAGUCCAAGCCAUGGGCAAAGGACCCACAUUACUUCAAGACUGUAAAGAUAUCAGCGAUUGCUUUGUUGAAGAUGGUGAUGCACUCGAGAUCGGGUGGCAAGUUGGAGGUUAUGGGUCUGUUGAUGGGAAAGGUCGAGGCUCAUACUAUGAUCAUUAUGGACUCUUUUGCACUUCCUGUUGAGGGAACUGAGACCAGAGUCAAUGCGCAGGCUGAUGCCAAUGAGUACAUGAUCGAGUACUUGGACCUGAUCAGAAAGACGGGCAGACUGGAGAAUGCCAUCGGUUGGUACCACUCUCACCCUGGUUACGGAUGCUGGUUGUCAGGUAUUGAUGUCAGCACUCAAAUGGUCAACCAACAAUACAAUGAACCAUGGCUUGGUAUUGUCAUUGACCCAACACGUACUAUCUCUGCUGGCAAGGUCGAGAUUGGUGCCUUCAGAACCUAUCCACAGGGCUACAAGCCACCCAAUGAAGGACCAUCUGAGUACCAGUCCAUUCCAAUCUCCAAAAUUGAGGACUUUGGAGUCCAUUGUAAAUCAUACUACCCAUUGGACAUUAGCUAUUUCAAAUCAUCAUUAGACUCACAGCUGCUGGAUAAGCUCUGGAACAGAUACUGGGUCAACACCCUUUCAUCAUCUCCAAUCUUUGCCAACCGUGACUAUAUCACUGGACAAAUUGGAGACCUUAGUGAGAAGUUGGAGGCAGCAGAGGCACAGGUGAUCAACUCAAAGUCAACACUGUUGUUUGGAGGAGGCGGUGGCGAGAAGAAGAAGGAGGAGACACAGCUGGAGAGAAUCACCAGAGACAGCUCAAAGGUGUCGAUCGAGCAACUUCAAGGAAUCAUGUCACAAGUGAUGAAGAACAUGGUGUUCAAUGCUUCGUGCAGGCCAUCCACUGCCAAGUAA
This is a messenger RNA of Acytostelium subglobosum LB1, 1026 nucleotides long. RefSeq lists its product as hypothetical. The record is from RefSeq and is a predicted model, not a curated record. The coding region runs from base 1 to 1026 and encodes 341 amino acids. Lineage: Eukaryota; Evosea; Eumycetozoa; Acytosteliales; Acytosteliaceae. Gene Ontology annotation, biological process: protein deneddylation. Gene Ontology annotation, molecular function: deNEDDylase activity; metallopeptidase activity; protein binding. The transcript has 5 exons. Gene Ontology annotation, cellular component: COP9 signalosome; cytoplasm.